Messenger RNA from Paraglomus occultum, 882 nucleotides. The record is from the annotation of a GenBank genome assembly. Lineage: Eukaryota; Fungi; Glomeromycota; Glomeromycetes; Paraglomerales; Paraglomeraceae.
GAAGAUGGAUAAUGUCUGUAUCAGAAUCAGGUGAUAAACAGCUGCAAGAAAACCUCCUUCUGUUAUUAAAACCAGCACUUGCAGCUCUUAAUAAGGAUAACCAGACAAAAGAAGUUGAUAAUACAUCAAAAGCUAUUUGGCCAAGUAAAUUACUGGUUAGAACUGCUUUCAAGUUGGGAAAAGUCAACUUCACUUAUACGGUAACUCCAGAAACACCAUCUAUUAUAGGAAAGGCAUUGGGAAAAGAAAUUGCAUCAUCAUAUUCUAAAAUUCGUGAAAAUCAAAAACAGUUAGAAGAGCCAAGCUCUUAUAAAGCGUAUUGUGAUGCACUUCCUGGACCUCUUUGUAAUUUUUUUCAAGCUUUUCUUACUGAGUUACAAAAAAGGAAGCUAACUUCCAUCAACAGAAUGAGAAAAACCCGCAACCUCCCAUCAAAAGUUAUUGACACUGAUCAAAUAACAAGAACCACUACAUUAUUUGUUUCCAUGAUACUGACAAUAGCUUUUCCUGGAAUGAAAAUCUGGCUCACCCAUAUCAUGUCAUCAAUAUGCCAGAAACCAAAGCUAUUGCCAUACUUGCGACAAAUUCUUUAUGGUGCAAAAGUUAUUUCUUACAGCAAACGACAUGAAAAUCGACUUGAACUGGAGCGAGCACAUAAUGCAGACCCUGUAUCAAGAAUACUCCAAGGGACACAACAUAUUAAUAUGUUUAAUUUAGCUGUAAUUGACAAUAUAGACUUUGCAGCAUUGACAUUUAAAUCAGGCAAUAUUUUUGACACUCCACGGCAGACUUCACAUGCAACAUUACGAUUACUAAUUCAAUUCACUCUUCCAAAUGCUCCUGAUGAUAUUAUGGAAGAAUCUAUUGAUCAACCAUUAAUUG